Messenger RNA from Amoebophrya sp. A120, 4882 nucleotides. The record is from the annotation of a GenBank genome assembly. Lineage: Eukaryota; Dinophyceae; Syndiniales; Amoebophryaceae.
GAUUAAGUGACAAACUGUGCUUGAUAGAUCGUUCCUUUUCAGCUGGUGCAGUGGAGAGAGCUUUGGAAAGAAGUAGAACCGCGAGACCACGAGUGCUGGUCUGGGGCAACGACAAGCCCUCAUCCGGAAUAAAUGGUCCUCAAGGCGACUCUUCUUUCAUCUACUGCACAGAGGUGCGAGCUGAGAGCGUUGUAGAAAUACCUAUAGAAGUAAAGCUAAUUUACUCCGGUAAAUAUACUUGAUUUUACGUCUUGCCUGUUAGCUGUACAACACGUUCAACGCGCCGAAAUAGAGGCACAAAAACGCUAUUGCAUUGCCGUUGCUGCAAGAAACAACAAGAAUAAAACAACACCAUGGGUCAGGCUGACACUGCGGCACCGCCGGACGCGGUCUAUGCGACUGCACUCCUCCUCGUCCCCCUCUACCUCAUCUGUCAUGUGUAAAAGCAGAAGCACUGUUCGCAUGACAAAUUUUGGAGUACCUAUUUUCUACAGUCCGGGUACAGCACGACGAGAAGAUCUGUCAUGCAGAGGGCACACGUGUCUGCCGUUGCUCGCGUUGCUGUUCAUGCCUUAGUAGUAUAUCAAAAAUGAGAGGAAGAAGUUGUACAACUAAGUUCUUGUCAACUCGUCUCAUGCGGGGCGAUGGUGCUUGUGUUGCGGUUGUUCAUGCGAGGACGAGAGACGACGAGGGGGAGUGAGUGUUGCGCUGUGAUACGGUCAAGAUGCUCCACACGACAACCGGGGGCGGCGGCGGGAGCAGCAGCAGCAGCACUUCUGCCGCGGCGUUGGAUACCGUGGAGGCGCACAACAAGACCUAUCGACCCUGUCUCGACGGCCCGAACACCGUGGGAAUGAAUGCCAGGUUCGACACGCUCCCGCUCAACUAUCCUGUGCAAAAGGAGGACCGUACUCGUCGUACUGGUGGCAGUUUGUGCAUGGCAAAUAUUCUUUCUUCUUAGGCUAAAUCAGCGUGACAAAUUCCACCACGUGUAACAAUGCUGAGCAGGUUUGUUUGCAAUUUCUAUUUCUACUAGAAAGAAGUACAAGUACGUCCACGAUGCUUUUGCUAAAAUUCAUAUCACUCCGAUGUCAUCAAAACGGAUUUUAAACCACCUGCCCUGUAUCAAAAUCAAAUAUGUCUGGGUCUGGAAACCUAUGUGGAUGACGGAACUACUUCCGAAUGCAGCCCAGCAUGACAACUUUCCAGAACCACGCUUUCUCAUACGCAAUCCGCAUGUAGAAGGGCCUUUUUUCAUGACAAAAGUGGCUGCGACUUUUGUUGGCUCUGCAAUGCAGAUUUUCCAGGGAUGGAAAGCUAGCAUUACAAGUUUCACUUUUCCAGAUCCAAACGUAUUUGCAUUUGAUACCCUGCGCGAUCCCACAAUACGUGUCCGACGGAGACUAUCUGCAGCAGGAUACCAAGAAGAAAAAUCCCCCCUCCCCAUAUCAAAACGGGAACCUGUGAUGCAGAUUUGUGGUCACAAAUCUUCAGCUUUGUCAUGCUAGAAGGGAAAAGAUGCGGACUGAACGUAGUGCUGGGGGGUGUGGAAAAGCCUUGCAUCUUCAGCAUGACAGGAGGCAGCUGGAAGUGGGAAACAGAAUGACAAUAUAUGCCAGCAAACGAGGCCGCAGCUGCGCCUGCGGCUCUUGGCCUUCUAGCAACACAAGUCGACUCGUGUAAGUACUCAAAUACGGACUCACAAACUUCGUUUUCGGUUUGGGGAGGGGGGAUUUUUCCUUUUGAUACGAGAGCUCGCGUCGUCUGCUAGUUCCGUGGCUUUGCCCGUGCGGGGAAGAAAUUAUCUGCCGGGGUAUAAAACUGUUUGUGAUGUACUACGCGAAAAUUAAAUUGCAAAAGAGAACUCGUGCGCCACUAAGUACCUGUUAUUUACUUACUUAGAUUCAAAACAAAAACGAGUGUAGUAAUGAAGACGGGGUGUGGUGUUACUGUUAGUCGUGUCAAGAUUAUUGUUGUCAUGAUGUGACGUUACGAGAACAAGAAUACUUAUUAGGACGUAGUCGUAGACCUGUAGUUCUUGCAGAUGAACAACCGAUUAUGACCUGAAAAAUACAACAGGCCCGACCUGCGCGAAACCCGAUUUCACAUGGGCUUCCAGCGCCGCGCACAGUCGGAAAUCCGGCAAGGUAGCCAACCGAAAAAAAAAUCUCAAUCUGAAACGAUAGUGCAGUAGACUCAGCAAAGCAAUUUCAUCAUUUCUCCACCGCAUGUUGUUGACACCUAAACAAGUCCGAGAUCUUCAUGCGCCGUCCUCAGAAAGAGAAAACACAAAGAAAAACCCAAAUUCUUGCAUGUCGAGCAGCAUGAGGACAAAAAGAGGUCCAAAAGAAGAACUUUCUUCGCAUGACAAGCUCUGAGAGUCAGUGAGACAGCUUUUUCUUCCCAUACGAGAUGCGCCCCGAUUGCAGCGCGAGUUGCAGAUCCAAACGAACCGAGAUAAGUAUAGUUUUCUUUUCGGUGCGGUAAGUACCUGUCAUGCGUAAUAAACCUGACGAAAAUCAAAAUCCUCAUUCGAACUUGUAUCUCUAGAUGGGUGAAGAUUCUGGGUCUUCGAUAAAGACAUCGAGACCGUCAUGCGGUUUUGUUUAGCAGCGUCGGGCCUGUCGCUCGCAAUUACCUCCAGUGCACAAAAAAAAUCAACAACAGCUACUUUCAGUCCGUGCAAGAUUUAUGGGAUGUGGAAACCAUUGCAGAAGUGCGGUGGUCGUUUUAAAAAUUCUCUUUGCAUGGUAGUUAAAAAUUCAAUCUGACACUCUGUUUCUUUUCGGAAAAGGAAGAAAGGCAAAUUAUGCAUCGAAGAAGGUGCACUGUUGUGCAUCCUAAGCAUUACAAUUUUUCUUUUUUGUGUUCGGACGAACAAGUAGACACAGCACGAGCACCAGCUUGGGUGAAGGUUUCCUCCCACUUCAUACCGUGGCUGGAAAAACUACAAGGAAGACUAUACGUUCAACGUUUUAAACGGUGAAGGGUACGGGCGCGAAGGCGAAUUUCUACAGGUCGGAAGAAGACUGCUGAAGGGCCCGAACAGCGUCCUGUUUUCGGAACACGAGAAGGAAAAGCAGAUGCGAGAGGUAAGUAAGUACCACAGUUGUACUUCUUGUCUUCACAUGUUUUGAUGAGAACCUGCCACGAGAAUUGAUUCAAGUGCGCAGUAGACAGAUGAUCUUUUUAUUUGUAGGUAGUCUAGUGUGCUGUCGUGGCUUAUAAGCAAAGUAAAGUAGACUUAGACAAAUAAAUUAAACACGACCCUCAGCGCGGCGGUCCGUUCCGCUACCACGCGUACCCGCCCAUGCUGCCGUCGAAAAACCAAGAAAAGGCACUUAUCAAAUGUAAAAAUGUCUGGGUCUGGAAGAAUGCAAGUUUGUCAUGCUUGUCUCACGUGACUGUUGAAUUUGUCAUGCACAUUACACAAGAGCCCCAUUUUUCUGUCAUGCAAAAACGCAGUUUGUCAUGCAGAAUAGGCAACACCUAGAAGCUGAAGCUCAGAAACUUGUCAUGCUGAGCCAGCACUUCUGGCCUCCUCAUGAUACGCCACCCAGCAUCUUCACAAGUUUCCAGACCCAGACAUUUUUGCAUUUGAUAGCACUGGCAAGUGACGGAUUUCUGCAGACCAAGCGGGAGUCGGUGAUCAUCGGGUACCCUGAGUAAAAACGUCCUCUCCCCACAGUUGUGAUGCAGAUUUGCAAUUGCAGAAAAAUUUGUAAUGCGCGCAUCCCAAUGACAAGGGCGAUAGAUUUUUAAUCGUGUUUUGGAAUAUGUAAUGCUGUAAACAGGAUAAGCAGAUAGAUUUCGAUUUGUCAUGUGGCUCUCCUUGCUAACCUGCACUACACUACGGACUGCAGCUUGUCAUGCGUGAUUCCCAAAAUUUCCAGGUUUGUGUUGCAAAGUCCCCAUCUUGCCCAUGGUGUGGGGAGGUUUUCUCUCAGGAUGUCGGGUAUCCAAGAAUCGAUGCGGCGAAGCGCAUCAAGCUGCCGAGCCAGGGGACCCGGGAAAUCUAUGCGCACCUCCAAGACGGCGCAACGCAGGCCUACUAUCCCCCCACCACCAAGACAAGGUCGCAGAUCGUGUUUGGAUAGAGGAUGAAGCAGAAACACAUGAUAAAAACUGAAGCUGUUCGGGAUACGCGUCGGGAAAAGAAGAUGUUCUGGAACAAGAAGUAGGGCGGGAGCCGUGUGAGUUUUCUAUCCUAGAAGCACAGAAAUUGAUGAACUGUGAACUGCCUCAAACAGUCACUGCUUUAGAUCUUUAGUAUACAACUUAUUGCACCCAAAAUUGAUGAAUGUCGAUAGCAAGAUUUUCUGUUGAAGAACCUUAGAUUUUUAAUCGAGCGAAGCAACAUGUUGCCGCGAUUUGAUUCGAUAUAUAGAGACGAGCGCUAAAAAGGAGAAGUAGUUGAUGAAAAAAGUACUUGAUGAAUUUCGUGAACAUGAUAUUUUAGCACACGGUCGUGUGAUUGCAGCCUGGCACUGGCAGCCACUCCGUGUACGAGAUAAAAGAGAGAUUCCUAGAAUCAGACACACAAGAAGCAUAAGAAUGCCCGUUGUAUUAAAAUAUGGACACUGGUGACUGAUACAGAUAUUGAAACGUCGAUGAAUAAGAUAAAAUGCACCUGUGACAACGAAACCUCAUGAUCAGCACGACCCCUUGUAACAACUAUUUUGUACUAUGACCUUACGUGACGAGAAACUACAGCUCAAAGAAGAACAGCUAAGAUAUGGAAGUAGAGUUGUCGACAACGACAACAACCCGAGAGGAGGACGAGCAGAACACUGUGAAGAAGAGGACCCUUUGUACCAACCAAUGCCAUAGCAAAAGAAGUUCUAGACAGACGAGCAGUUACUAUUUUGAGUGCGCAAAGAAA